CGAAACAUGUCGGAAUCUGAGACAACAACGAAGGAACCCCCUGAAGGAAAUGACUCAGAAACACCAACAGCGUCCGUACCUGGACCAAGUCAAGUAAAGGAAGAUAAUGCAGCAUCCACCACAGCUGCUGUCCCCAAGAAGACAGAGCACAUGGGUGGUAUUUCAUCAAUGUUGUCAUCUCUGCAACCUGGGAAGGACUCUUCCAAAGCUGGUGAGGCGGGGGAAAAGUGGUUACCUGCCUCCUCCCCUAGCAAAACAGCAGCAGGACACGCAGUAAAGUCCAUUUCAUCAUCGUCCCCUUCUCCUUCGACGUCUUCGACAUUGUCCCCUGGUAGAGCUAAGAUGAGUGUCUCUGGACCCGGCAGUAGUAAAUCCGUUCUGGCACCUGCUCCCUCCCCAUCCUCCUCUUCUUCCUCUUCUUCCUCUUCUUCGUCAUCUGCCACAGCUUCCUCCUCUCCUUCUGUCUCCCCUCCUCCAACAAAGAUUCAUCGGGCUCGAAAAACCAUGAACAGGCCUGCACCAGGGCAGGUCAGCCACACUGAAGCACCUGUGACACCUUCAGGAUCCUCUGAAAUUGAAACAGCUGCAAAAAGGAGGAAACUUGGACAUUUAUCUGACAUGCCAGAAAAAUCAGAGAACAUUCCAGAAAAUGCUCAAACUGUGGAAGAACCGUUAUUUCAUAAAAAAGUGGAGACUGUUACCAAGACUGCACCAGAGAGGAGCAACAGCAGUGAGGUGAAACUAAAGCAGGAACUAGCUGAGAAAACUCUGAUAUCCAGUCUGUCAAAGCAAGAUUCAGAAAAGUUCAAAGAUGGUGGGGCAGAAGCAAAGCAGCAAAGUAAAGAAAUAGAGGGGUCUGUGAACAUGUCAGAUCAUAGUUCAGAGUCUGAAACAAAGAGAACUGUCCAGAGUAAAAACGAGUCUUCGUGGCAGCAGUCACACCAGGAAAAAGAGAGAAACUCGGCGGACGUGGUUGAGACAGUGGGAGCAGGAAGAGCCACUGAGUACACGGAGGUUCCUCUGGGUGCUCUGGACAUCGCUGCUGCCGACAGUCUGACUCUUUCUCCUCAUCAUGAAGGAAGUGAAGCAGGAGACACUGAGCGGCUGGAGGAGCUUCCUCUCUGCAGCUGCAGGAUGGAGGCUCCUCGGGUGGACAGCAGCAGCCACCGCAUCAGCAGACAGUGUAUGGCUACUGAAAGCGUCAAUGGAGAGCUGAGGGCUUGUACCAGUCGGACCAUGAAAGGGGAGACCAUGCGUCCAUCCAGUCGGGUGCCCCUCAUGGUGCUUUGUGAGGCCCACCGCUCACACAUGGUCAAACACCACUGCUGUCCUGGGUGUGGAUACUUCUGCCUAGCGGGCACUUUUCUCGAGUGCUGCCCAGACCAGCGUAUCGCUCACCGUUUCCACCGCGGUUGUGUGACAGUGCUGGGCGGUGGCCGCAGCAGAUCAAACGGCGGUGGCGGCAUGCUUUUCUGUCCCCACUGCGGGGAAGAUGCCUCUGAAGCCCAGGAGGUCACCAUCCCCUCUUUCAGCUCGGCCACAGCCUCUGCAACCACAGUCGUCACCAUGUCUGCUUCCUCCACAACUACCCCGUCACUGCCACCAUCCGCCCCAACUGCACCGUCACUCACAGCCUCAACAGGAGGAAUGAAGGAUGGGAAGAUGCCAGAGAGGCCUGUCAGUGCACGUAUACACAGUCAUGGUUUGGUGACACUGGCAAUGGAGCAGCAGCCUCCGCAGCCUGUAGCCUCUGCAGCAACUGUGGCCACCCUCCCCCCAGCAGAGGAGGGAGUGGACAGCGUGGGGCCCUCCCUCUGUAUGCCAAAUGGGAAACCUAUCAGCCCCAGUGCACUCCCACCUGGGCCCAGCAGGGCGGCGCUGCAGAAGGCCAUCCUCACACAGGACACUGAGAGGAGGAAGAAACUGAGGUUCCACCCCCGCCAGCUUUACCCGGCUGCUAAGCAGGGAGAGGUGCAGAGAGUCCUGCUCAUGCUGAUGGAGGGCAUAGAUCCAACAUACCAGCCUGACUCUCAGAACAGACGCUCUGCUCUCCAUGCUGCAGCUCAGAAAGGCCUGCUGGAAGUCUGCUACAUUCUCCUACAGGCCGGAGCUCAAGUUGAUGCCCAAGACAAGGACCGGAGGACCCCUCUGUUUGAAGCGAUCAUCAACAACCACAUUGAGGUGGCCCACUACCUGGUCAAGAACGGGGCCUGUGUCUAUCAUGUUGAGGAGGAUGGAUACACUGGCCUCCACCACGCAGCCAAACUGGGAAACCUGGAAAUUGUCAGCAUGCUGCUGGAAACAGGGCAGGUGGAUGUCAACGCACAGGACACAGGGGGCUGGACGCCCAUAAUCUGGUCUGCAGAGCACAAACACGUAGAUGUGAUUAAAGUGCUGCUGAACAGAGGCGCUGAUGUCACCAUAAGUGAUAAAGAGCUGAACGUGUGCCUCCACUGGGCAGCGUAUGCAGGGAAUGUGGAUAUAGCAGAGUUGGUCAUGAACUCUGGCUGCUCCCUAGCUUCAGUUAACGUGCACGGAGACACGCCGCUUCACAUCGCCGCCAGAGAGGGCUUCCUGGAAUGUGUUACGUUGUUCCUGUCCAGAGGUGCAGACAUUGACAUUGUGAACAGGGAAGGAGACACGCCUCUCAGCCUCGCUCGGCCCGACACGCCGGUGUGGGUCGCCCUCCAGAUCAACAGGAAGCUGAGGAGAGGAAUAACCAAUCGAAUGCUUCGGACUGAGAAAAUCAUCUGCAGUGACAUUGCACAGGGCUAUGAGAACGUCCCGAUUCCCUGUGUGAACGCAGUGGAUGACGAGGGCUGUCCGUCAGACUACAAAUAUGUUUCAGAAAACUGUGAAACUUCAGCAAUGAACAUAGACCGCAAUAUUACACACUUGCAGCACUGUAGCUGCACUGAUGACUGCUCGUCUAGCAACUGCCUCUGUGGACAGCUGAGUAUCCGCUGCUGGUACGACAAGGACCAGCGACUGCUCCAGGAAUUCAACAAAAUUGAGCCUCCACUAAUAUUUGAAUGCAACAUGGCAUGUUCCUGUUACCGAACAUGCAAGAACAGAGUGGUACAAGCAGGCAUCAAAGUUCGUCUUCAGCUCUACAGGACGGAGAAGAUGGGCUGGGGUGUUCGAGCUCUGCAGGAUAUACCCCAGGGAAGCUUCAUCUGCGAAUAUGUUGGGGAGCUCAUCUCCGACGCAGAGGCCGAUGUUAGAGAAGACGACUCCUACCUGUUUGACCUGGACAACAAGGAUGGUGAGGUGUAUUGCAUUGAUGCCCGGUACUAUGGCAACAUCAGCCGCUUCAUCAAUCACCUGUGUGACCCGAACCUCAUCCCAGUGCGUGUGUUCAUGCUGCACCAGGACCUGAGGUUUCCCCGCAUCGCCUUCUUCAGCUCCAGAGACAUCCUCAGCGGACAAGAGCUGGGAUUCGACUAUGGAGACCGAUUUUGGGACAUUAAGAGCAAGUACUUCACCUGUCAGUGUGGAUCAGAGAAAUGCAAGCACUCAGCCGAGGCCAUCGCCAUCGAGCAGAACAGACUGGCUCGACUGGAGGCUUGCCCAGAAUCAGGAGCUGACUGUGGGAUGAGCAUGCUGGGAAACUCUUAAAACACUUACCCAAGGGGCCUUUGGAUUAACCUCAUCCACUUGACAUGUGAACAUUCGCAAAGAAAAUCAUGUAGUGUGUUAAAUCAUGUUCUUGAUCUAUGGUGCUGUUUUUCAACUUGACAUUUUCUUCUCUUGCUCCAAAACUUGCUAUCUGACAGAUGAUCAUGUCACCUUUGGUAGAGAACAUGGGCCUUUAUAUAUAUUUUUAAAGUGUGUAUGUGAGAAACAACCAUUUGUGAUUCUGUACAUACAGUAUGUCUACUGUAUAUCUUUUCUGUUUCAUUAGCUCAUGAUGUUUUUGUGCUUUACAAGUCAUAAAACUGUCAUUUAUCUUCUGUUGUGCCAACUAACACUUUGUAUUUUUACCACAGUACAGUUUUGGGCCAAUCCUUUAGCCCAUACUGGACUCUUUAAGGACCUGAGGGAUUAUGAUGUUUUUGGAUGGUUGUCGUAGCUUUGUUUUCUUUAUUUUUAUACGCAUUAUUACCACAUUUAGUUUAAUAAAUUAGCUCAUGAGUGGAUCUUUGGGCUCUUUUAUUGAA
Messenger RNA from Eleginops maclovinus (Patagonian blennie), 4160 nucleotides. RefSeq names its product euchromatic histone-lysine N-methyltransferase 2 (gene ehmt2). Gene Ontology annotation, biological process: peptidyl-lysine dimethylation; negative regulation of transcription by RNA polymerase II. The record is from RefSeq and is a predicted model, not a curated record. Gene Ontology annotation, molecular function: histone H3K9 methyltransferase activity; p53 binding; zinc ion binding. Lineage: Eukaryota; Metazoa; Chordata; Actinopteri; Perciformes; Eleginopidae. The transcript has 28 exons. Gene Ontology annotation, cellular component: nucleus; chromatin. The coding region runs from base 7 to 3618 and encodes 1203 amino acids.